Molecule: messenger RNA, 345 nt
Organism: Scomber scombrus (Atlantic mackerel)
Lineage: Eukaryota; Metazoa; Chordata; Actinopteri; Scombriformes; Scombridae
Product: granzyme D-like
Exons: 4
Coding region: 1-345 (114 amino acids)
Biological process (GO): proteolysis
Molecular function (GO): serine-type endopeptidase activity
Source: RefSeq, a predicted model, not a curated record
AUGAUGCAUGCAUGUUGUAUUAUAUUAGUCAUUCAGCUGCUCUCCCUCUCUGGGGCUAUGGAGAGCGGCAUCGUGGGUGGUAGGGUUGCAAAGCCUCAUUCUAGACCCUACAUGGCAUCACUGCAGGUCCGUGGAUACCAUUUAUGUGGUGGGAUACUUAUUCGGGAGGACUUCGUCCUAACUGCAGCACACUGCAGACAACAUGGGCAAAUGACAGUGGUACUUGGAGCACACGACAUAACCAAGAAGGAGAACAGUCAGCAAAGGAUUGACGUGGAGUACCAUCCACAUCCGAAAUUCACUGGAGAAUACGAUUAUGACAUCAUGCUACUUAAAAUGCACUAA